AUGGGACGUGAUUUGCAGAAUAGUUUGGUGUUCGAGGUCGCUACUGAAGUCGCUAAUAGGGUUGGCGGCAUAUACUCGGUCUUAAAAUCGAAGGCGCCAGUUACUGUCGCUCAGUAUGGCGACAACUAUACGCUAAUGGGGCCACUAAAUAAUGGCACCUGGCAGAGUGAAGUAGAAGAAUUAGAUUGGACUGCUAAUGAAACGUUCACCGAAGAGCUAAGACCAUUACAAAGCGUUUUAAAAUCGAUGCAUUCAAGAGGUGUAAGAUUUGUUUUUGGUAGAUGGUUAAUUGACGGUUCGCCUAGAGUAAUCUUGUUUAAGUUAGAUUCUGUUCGGGGGUUCUUAAACGAAUGGAAGGGAGAUCUUUGGUCGUUAGUUGGAAUUCCAUCACCUGAACACGAUCCAGAGACGGAUGAUGCUAUUAUCUUGGGUUACAUGGUUGCUUGGUUCUUGGGAGAAUUAGCGCACUUGGAUCAUAAACAUACAAUUGUCACACAUUGUCAUGAAUGGUUAGCUAGUGUAGCACUACCCUUGUGUCGUAAGAGAAGAAUUGAUGUUGUUACGAUUUUUACUACGCAUGCAACUCUUUUAGGUCGUUAUCUUUGUGCUGCAGGUAAUAUUGAUUUUUAUAACAAUUUGGCACAUUUUGAUGUUGAUCAUGAAGCUGGUAAAAGGGGUAUUUACCACAGAUAUUGUAUUGAAAGAGCAGCAGCACAUACUGCAGAUGUUUUCACUACUGUUUCGCAAAUCACUGCAUUAGAAGCUGAAUAUCUUUUAAAAAGAAAACCUGACGGAAUUCUGCCCAAUGGUUUAAAUGUUGUCAAGUUUCAAGCAGUUCAUGAGUUUCAAAAUUUACACGCAAUACAGAAGGAAAAGAUUAAUGAGUUCGUCAGAGGUCACUUCCACGGAUGUUUUGAUUUUGAUUUAGAUAAUACGCUUUAUUUUUUUACCGCUGGUAGGUAUGAAUACAAGAAUAAGGGAGCAGAUAUGUUUAUUGAGGCAUUAGCAAGAUUAAACUAUCGUUUGAAAGUUAGUGGAUCUAAAAAGACGGUUGUUGCAUUUAUAAUCAUGCCAGCAAAAAAUAAAUCAUUUACAGUAGAAGCACUUAAAUCUCAAGCUGCAGUUAAAGCAUUAGAAAAUUCUGUUGCGGAAGUUACUAGAUCGAUUGGUAAACGUAUGUUUGAAUAUGCAAUGAGAUAUCCGCACAUGGGGGUUCAUUCUGAAAUUCCACAAGAUUUGGAUGAAUUAUUAAGGCCUUCAGAUAAAAUUUUACUAAAGAAGAGAGUUUUUGGUCUUAGAAGAGCUGAAGGUGAAUUGCCACCGGUAGUAACGCAUAAUAUGGUGGACGAUGCUAAUGACCCAAUUUUAAAUCAAAUUAGACAUGUUGCACUUUUCAAUCAUUCUUCUGAUCCUGUAAAAAUUAUUUUUCAUCCUGAAUUUUUAAAUCAAAACAAUCCAAUUUUAGGCUUAGAUUAUGAUGAAUUCGUCCGCGGUUGUCAUUUAGGUGUUUUCCCAUCAUAUUAUGAACCAUGGGGCUAUACACCCGCUGAAUGUACAGUUAUGGGAGUUCCAUCUAUAACUACAAAUCUAUCAGGGUUUGGUGCUUAUAUGGAAGAUUUAAUUGAAGUGGAUCAAGCAAAGGAUUAUGGUAUUUACAUUGUCGAUCGUCGUUUUAAGGCUCCUGAAGAAUCCGUUGAACAAUUAGUCGAUUACAUGGAAGAUUUCUGUAAGAAAAACAGAAGGCAAAGAAUUAACCAAAGAAAUAGAACUGAACGUUUAAGCGAUUUACUAGAUUGGAGACGUAUGGGUUUGGAAUACGUUAAAGCUAAGCAACUAGCAUUGCGUAGAGCUUAUCCAGAGUCUUUCCGCCAAUUAGUGGGUGAAGAAUUAAAUGAUUUGAAUAUGGAAACUUUAGCAGGCGAUAAGAAAAUUAAAAUUGCAAGACCAUUAAGUGUUCCAGGAUCACCUCGCGACAGAGCCAAUAGCGUUAGUAGUGCCGUCUACAUGACUCCCGGUGAUCUUGGAACUUUACAAGACGCUAAUAAUGCCGAUGACUAUUUUUCACUAGCCGUAGACGAUAAGGAAGAUGAGGAAGAUCGCGUCUAUUAUGACGAAUGA
Messenger RNA from Zygosaccharomyces rouxii, 2118 nucleotides. RefSeq lists its product as uncharacterized. The record is from RefSeq and is a predicted model, not a curated record. The transcript has a single exon. Gene Ontology annotation, molecular function: alpha-1,4-glucan glucosyltransferase (UDP-glucose donor) activity. The coding region runs from base 1 to 2118 and encodes 705 amino acids. Lineage: Eukaryota; Fungi; Ascomycota; Saccharomycetes; Saccharomycetales; Saccharomycetaceae. Gene Ontology annotation, cellular component: cytoplasm. Gene Ontology annotation, biological process: glycogen biosynthetic process.